AUGAUCGCUCAGCUGGCACGAACAACUAAUGGGUUUGAAUCGCAUCAGAGGUCUAUGCGAAGAUUGCUAGAGGAGGAGGACAAGCGGGAGACAGCCUUGUCUCGCUCAACCCAUCAGCUCAAGAACGCAGAUCAGAUCUCUCAGGACGAUCUUCACUUCGAUCCAAGGAACUCUUCAGUCUACGAUCCGCUGCGGAGCAAGACUUUCAGGUCGGAGGCAGCCAGUCACCUGCUGUCUGCCGUGCGAUUGAACUUUGUCCUCGUUCUCAGUCUGGUUCCGAAAGCUGUCUUUCUCCUGAGCUAUGCGGACGAGACGCAUCUCAAGGGGUUUCAGAGCAAGGAUGUCGUCAAGCUGGGAGAUUACUUCGUCGAGACUAAGUUCGGAUCCGUCACGGAGUGCAACAGUCCUGAUUUCAAUGGGCUUGAUGGAAUUGUGGGUUUUGGUAUGCCUGUACAGCACCAAUCUGCUCCUCCUCCUCCCAGCGGGGUCAGUGACAUGAUGCCGAGGAGCGGAGAUGGCAUAUCGGCAUCUUUGCCCGUUCCUCUCCUGUUUGCUCUCACGGACCCGACGGUCAAGGACAACGCAAGGAACCACGUGCUGGAAAGAAGAGCCUUCUCCUUCCUCUCCACAGAUUCACUGGCCGAGCUGCAGCUAGGAGGCUACGAUCCUGACGCGAUCGACGGCAGGAUGUUCCUCACCCCCUCCAUCACCAUCAACGACUACGUCGUCGUCUCUCUCUCCAUCAAGUUUGGCUCCUCCGAACUCCUCGAGUUCACUCCUAAGAAUCCUCGGCUGCGGUACCUCCCUGCCAUCCUCGACAGCGGGACAAGCUGUCUUGUGAUCCCUGACUCGACGAUGAACGGGCUGGUGACGGAGUCGCCAUAUCAACGAUGGAAGAAUCUUGUGAAGGAUCCGAAGAACCCUCGCUUGAGAGAAACGUUCCACAUUAACAUCGCGGGUGCUGUGUUCGACCUGGAGUUCGAUGACUGGUGGCUGGGAGAAUCGAAUCAAUCCUGCGUGCAGAGGGCACCUGAGAACUUCGGAGGAAUAUUGAUUGGGGAUGUAUUCUUUAGACGAUAUCUCGUUCUCUUCGAUCUUAGACAUUAUCCGGAAUCUGUUGUGAUCGGUAUGGGCAAGCGAAGUUCGCAGUACAAGUUUGCGAAAUCCCAUCCAACUAUAUCAAAGAUUCCUGCAUACAAGAGAAAACCUGUGAAUAUUAGCAGUGAGACGGUGAGCUAUCUCUAA
This is a messenger RNA of Guillardia theta CCMP2712, 1245 nucleotides long. RefSeq lists its product as hypothetical. The record is from RefSeq and is a predicted model, not a curated record. The coding region runs from base 1 to 1245 and encodes 414 amino acids. Gene Ontology annotation, molecular function: aspartic-type endopeptidase activity. The transcript is spliced from 17 exons. NCBI's taxonomy places the organism in Eukaryota, Cryptophyceae, Pyrenomonadales, Geminigeraceae. Gene Ontology annotation, biological process: proteolysis.